This is a messenger RNA of Emiliania huxleyi CCMP1516, 831 nucleotides long. RefSeq lists its product as hypothetical. The coding region runs from base 1 to 831 and encodes 276 amino acids. The record is from RefSeq and is a predicted model, not a curated record. NCBI's taxonomy places the organism in Eukaryota, Haptophyta, Isochrysidales, Noelaerhabdaceae. The transcript is spliced from 3 exons.
AUGCUGCUGCGACUGGGCUCGAUGCUCGCCCGGCGCGGCCUGCACGCGGCGUCGGCCCGUUUCGCCGCGGCGCCGGCGCUGCGCCUCGGCCGCUCGCGCGCCCUCUCGACCGCGCCGGUUGACGACGAGAUGGAGGACGACAUCGACGUCGAUGGCGUCGCGUACGGCUUCAUGGCUUCGCAGGCGCUCUUCGCCGGCCUGGAGCUCGGCAUCUUCGACGCCAUCGCCGCGGCGGGAGGAUCGGUCGACCUGCCCUCGCUGCAGCGCUCGAGCGGCGUCACCGCGCCGCGCCUCCAGACGCUGCUCACCGCGCUCGUUGCGUCAAAGGCGCUCCGCCGGUCGCGCGACGGGGCAUACGACCUGUCGCCGAACGCGGCGCGUUUCCUGGUGAGCAGCUCGCGCCACUUCUACGGCGACUACCUCAAGCUGCAGAUCGGGCGCCAGUUCUACCACCGGAUGGGCGCGCUGACUGACGUCAUGAAGACGGGAGAGGCGCCGUCGUACGCGUCGUGGUUCAGCGACCCGGAGGUGGCGGCGACGUACACGCGCGCGCAGCACAACGGCUCCGUCGCGACCGCAAAGGCGCUGCUCAAGCGGAUGGCCGGCUCCGUCUCGCUCGACGGAGCCUCAAAGAUGCUCGACAUCCUCGAGCUGCCCGAGGUCUGCGCGACGGGAAACACGAUCCGCGCGGAGCAGCCUGCAGACGUCCUCAUGUCUUACAUCUCGGGGUCGGUGCCGGAGCCCGUCGUCGGCGCGCUCUACGCAAACGCGUACAAGGCGCGCCAGAGCUCAGGCUCGGGCUGGUGGUGGUGGUGUGUCGGCUGGUGCUGA